AGAGCCGUGCGGUGCGUGCAAACCUCCUCUUAUUAUUGGAUUGAUCGAGGGCAGGCACUUCCUCGUCCGUUCCUUCCUCCCUUCGAUCGCCAUGGACCUGGCCAAAGGGCGAGGCGCGCCGAACGGUGGCGUCGGCGCGGAGGAGGCGACGAGGAGGAGGAAGAAGGUGGAGCUGGUGCAGGAGGCCAUCCAUGGCUUCCUGGAGGAGAAGAGGAUGGAUCUCCAGGAGGGAGAGAGGAGCUCGAUGGUCGGCCGGCAGGAGGAGGAAGGCCUCCUGUCCUCGUUGCUCACCAAGCUGGAUGCGCUAGAGAAAGAAGCUGAUCAGGACAAUGUGGAACAAAACUCCUUCCAUCCUAAUUCUAAGGCAGGACAUGGUGACAGCAGCAAAGAGGUGGAGUUAGCGGACAUAGCGAAAGACCUGAACAAGAUCAAGAGGCAGAACAUGAUCACCCACAUCCUCCUCGGAACGGUCAUCGUCCUGACCGCCGUGUGGCAAGUUAACGAGGUGUCGUUCCUCCUCUGGGUGCAGAAGAAACUGAGCAAUCCUUUCAAGCCACUGGGGGACCUGAUCAAGGCUUCCCUCAAGGGGAGAGGCAAGAAGCCGGUGAUCGAGGCAUCGCCGCUACCGCCGGUUGGCAUCCCGGAUGUUACCCGAGCUGAUCUGCCAACACUGGUCAUCAGCGGUGAGGACAGGUGAGACGGUAAUGCUAGAAAUGGGCCGGUGGCUAUGCAAGUGCCAUUUUUGGUCGAUUUGUGUGUUCAUCAAAGUUGAAUGUAGCAACUUGUAAGAAUUUCAUGAGAAUGUGUAUUCUUGCAACCA
Molecule: messenger RNA, 820 nt
Organism: Phragmites australis (common reed)
Lineage: Eukaryota; Viridiplantae; Streptophyta; Magnoliopsida; Poales; Poaceae
Exons: 2
Coding region: 92-697 (201 amino acids)
Source: RefSeq, a predicted model, not a curated record